Molecule: messenger RNA, 862 nt
Organism: Bufo bufo (common toad)
Lineage: Eukaryota; Metazoa; Chordata; Amphibia; Anura; Bufonidae
Exons: 4
Coding region: 44-757 (237 amino acids)
Source: RefSeq, a predicted model, not a curated record
UGCAUUUGAUUCUUUUUUGUCAGGUUUGAGUUCAAUUCUGAUCAUGAAAAUCCUGGUUUCAUCAUUGCUUCUCUUGUUCCUAUCAGGAACAUAUAGUGUUGCCAUUCAGACACAGGAGGAAAAAGAACCUCCAGCAAAACCUACGAUAAGGGAUUCUGUAAAAAGUGUAUUACGUAAUGUAAUGGUGUUGGGUGCCGAAAUGGUAGCAAACUGGGAAUCACCGGAGGCUGACAGACGGGCUGCAUGUGAGAAGAGAACAGAAAUGAUAAAGGGAAAUUAUUAUACCUUGGGGUAUAGCGUUAUUGAAUACACCAUGGGCAUUUAUAAGGAGGUACAUGAGGAAAUCAACGCCAACUACCCAGUCUACUCUACUAAAGUACUCCCUGUUUUGGGGGAAUUAGCCAUGCUUAUCUACACGAGCACACGUGAUGUUGUGGUGGAAAUCCAGCCUUCUUUUAAGAAGUUUCAGGAUCAAGUCAAAAUACAUCAGAGCGCCUUCUGGGAAGAAAUUCGUCCCGUUGUACAGAAAAAAGCACAGCCGAUUAUAGAUCAGUUCAAUGAACGUAUAAAGCCCAUUAUUGAAGACGUCCGCAAAGAGGUAGCAAAUGCAGAGAGCAAAGAAGAUAGUAAACCUGUUAGUGAACCAGAAGGUCUGGAGGAAAGUACUAUGCUUUCAAAGGUCUUUCAAAAUAUGUUAGUGUUCGAGGAGGAAUUGUUGAAGAAGAUGCAAUCUGAGCUUUUCAGUGCCAAAGCUUAGAGAUACCUUCAGGCGGCAAAGCCAAUAAGAGAGCAGCUCCGGUCAUAACUGAGCAAUGGAGCAAUGAACCUACAUUACAUGGAAAUCUGAAAUAAAUUUUUUUUU